GGCAUGGGCCUGUGCAAGGCUGUAGUUUCUGUUUGAAUUUGGUUGGUUAUGUUAAUGUUCGGCUCGUCUCAGCACCAAUGAAUCAUUUGGUAAUUAUACGAUAUUACAGGCCCGGAGAUGAAUUAUUCUGUCGUGAGAUUAUUAAAGAAGGAACCAUGUCAACUGUGAAUACAGCGUUCAUUGCUGGACUGACCCGAGAAAUCACAUUUCAAACGAUGGUUCUUAUGGCGGCUCUUAUGUUCAUUUUCUUAGGUGUUCCAUUUAGUGUUUGUGUUUGGUCAGUACCAGCUGUCAUUAUACUAAUGUACUUAUUUAUAUGGUUUGGGCAUACAUUCAAAGCAAUAGAAAUGGCACAAGACGUUUCCAACAUUCCACGUGUGUACAUGUCCUCGGAGUAUACAGGAUUUUGGGUUGCUGAAGUUCAUGAACCCUAUUUCAUGACAAGGGAACCAAGUCAAGUCAAAUAUACGGUCACGACAGAACGAGAACUUAAGGAUAACAAUAUUGAGGUAACUCAACAUCUUGGGAAGAAAAUUGUGGGGACAAUAGCCAUCACACGAAACAAGCACUCCACUGAUACGGCAUGGCUGAGGAGAAUGGCAGUAAGCCCGAAGUACCAGCGGAAAGGCAUUGCAUCUGUGCUUGUGGAUGAAGCACUGAGAUUCUGCAAGGAUAAGGGAUACUGUGCAGUGGAGCUUGUGACCUCUGAAUGCCAUGAUGCUGCACGAGAGCUUUACCUGAAGAAGGGUUUUGACUUGAAGCAAAUAUACCACAAACCAAUAGUUGGAACUAUAGUGACAAUACAGAUGUAUGACUUCUUGUUCCGCAUCAAGCCCAGUGAAAAGCCGCCCAAUUAUUAAAUAUUAUGAUAUGUUUUGCUGAGGAUUAUUUCUGAAAGGUCAGCAAAUCAACUGAUAUUGUUCUGUGUGUAUUACGAAUCUUCUGCUGUAUAGAGCAACCUUGAUGGAGGGAGUAACACUGAAGUUUUUGGUUUUCCUCCUGUAAAAUACAUAAGGGUAAUUGCAUACAGCUGUACUUUGUUCACUGUCAUAAGUUUAUCUUAUUUUGUUUUCAUUAACUUUUUUUUACCAUACCUGCUGCUGCUGCUAAUGUAUAUGGAGAGUGAAUUGCCAAGGGUUGAUGUCUGAAGCGAAGUGGUUUGUGAAUUUUUUUUUUUUUUGGUUACAAGGUGAUUCAUGACCUUUAUGAGUUGAAUCUAAGUAAGGGUUAAGAUGUUUGUAAAAACUGAAAUUUAAAAGAGAAAUCAGUUUAUUGGUGCAAAAUGCCAUGUGCAAGAGAAAAGAAAUAUGGCUUUCACUGCAUAGAUGCAAGAAAUCAAUAAACUGUAAAAGUACAUUUUUGAUAAUCCGCCAUGUUGUAAGCACCCAUGUGCAUAAAAAGUUAUUGUAGUGUCAGUUCUACUAAAAUAAUGGACCAGUUAGUCAUGCAGUUUUCAAUUCUUCACUUGUGUGCUUGUGUAUACAUGCUCAAGACAAUAUACCAGUGGCUGAAUUUAACAGAA
Molecule: messenger RNA, 1522 nt
Organism: Cryptotermes secundus
Lineage: Eukaryota; Metazoa; Arthropoda; Insecta; Blattodea; Kalotermitidae
Product: N-acetyltransferase family 8 member 3
Exons: 1
Coding region: 78-860 (260 amino acids)
Molecular function (GO): N-acetyltransferase activity
Source: RefSeq, a predicted model, not a curated record